UAUUAUUAAUAGCGCAUUCUCCCUCUAUACAAAAUACCGAGAGUCCAGUUGUGUGGGUUCGGGGCUCCGAUUGUAGACCCGGAUUAUGGCUUCUCCGGAGUUGCAUGCGAAAGACGAUUCUCCUCUGCGUCUUCCCGUUUGGGGCGUGGAUUCGAUAUUCGGGUCCGAAACGUCGUCGUCCGACGGGUUUAGCACGUCGUUCGGGUCGGAGCUGGGCUCGACCGGAACCGAAACAGAGAGCGAGGAUGGCGGAGGUGGAGAAGACGACGAUGAUUUCAUCGCUGAGUUGGCUCGGCAGAUGGCGGAUUACAUGCUUCAGGAUGAUGAGGAUGAAACCUUCGAAGAUGACAAUGGAGGAGUUGAAGUUCCGCCGGAAUAUUCCCCCAAAUUCAUGCAGGUAACGCCUUGCGGAUGUGGAUACGAAGGAAAAUGGUGCAAUUGCAAUGCGAGCUCGGUGUGUUAUUACGAUAACAAGGAGCUGUUGGAAUCGGACUCUGUAACUGCAAAUCAAUCCGCCUUCAUGUUCAACGAUUCCGCGCGGCCAAUCGAAGUGUACAGAUUGAAGAACCAACCGUCCGUGAUAAAACAGGGGCACGCUUCGCGGGGAAGACGAGCCAAGGCAGGGGAGUCAACACAGCAGAGAAAAACACUCACCAAAUCACAACUCGAACACAAAGAUGCGCCGCCGCCGCCGCCGUACGGGUCGAAAAAGGGUCACAGAAGAGGCGGCGGUCGCGGAGGAGGAAAGGCGAAUCCGAUUAAAACCGGGUCGGGUAUGCAGGCGAUCUUCCUCGGGCGGUCCGGGCACAGGAGCGAUUCCCAUAGUGGUGGGACAGGCGUUUUCUUGCCCCGUGGAACCAACCAACACCCAACUGAACCCAAAAAAAAAUCCGGAUGUUCGACUGUUUUAAUACCAGUGAGGGUAUUACAAGCUCUGCAAAUUCACUUCAACCACAUGGAUGCUUCUUCGUCGUCACACUCCAAUAUAUGCACUCCUAAUCACCUCGACCGCGAUAGCAAGAAGACACGAGAUUUGCUCUCACAAGGACUGCGACAGGCAACCGACAUCCAACUCCCACAGACAAGCGAAAUGAACACCCACGAGAUGCAGUUGCCACAGGAAUGGACCUAUUGAUGACGUCACGGAAUUUUCGGAGCAGUCAAUAGAAAAAAAAAUAUAAUGGAAUCUUUAGUUAAGAUAUAUAUAUCCUGAGAAAAUUUUUAAAAAAUAAUGAAAUUAGUGGGGUUGAAAACGACAUCGCUUUAUUCGUUUUCUCAUUAAUGGCUGCUCAUUAAGAUGGGUGUGGUUGUUGUGUUCUUCCUCCUCUGUAAAUUAAUAAUGUUAUGGGAGGGUUGGCAUAUGAUAUGUGCAUAUAAUGAUGCAUGUCUCUUUGUAUAAAAUAAGGAUUAGAUUCAAAGAUUCUGUUUGAAUGAAUAACAAUAAAGUUAUGCCUAUUCAUGAUGAA
Molecule: messenger RNA, 1466 nt
Organism: Ipomoea nil (Japanese morning glory)
Lineage: Eukaryota; Viridiplantae; Streptophyta; Magnoliopsida; Solanales; Convolvulaceae
Exons: 5
Coding region: 86-1135 (349 amino acids)
Source: RefSeq, a predicted model, not a curated record